UGGGGAGCCCCUAACACAACAUCAAUAUCCUGUUCCCUUGCUGAUGUAAUGAGUGAACAGCUGGCGAAAGAGCUGCAGCUGGAAGAAGAAAAUGCUGCUUUUCCUGAAGUGGUUGCUGUUGCUGAAGGACCAUUUAUUACAGGAGAAGAUAUUGACACUUCUAGUGACCUAAUGCUAGCUCAGAUGCUGCAGAUGGAAUUUGACAGGGAAUAUGAUGCACAGCUGCGUCGUGAAGAGAGGAAGAUAAAUGGAGAUAGCAAAGUUUCCAUAUCUUUUGAAAAUUUUCGGAAGGUACAUCCCUAUGACAGUGACAGCUCAGAGGAUGAGGUUGAUUGGCAGGAUACCCGUCAUGAUCCAUACAGAGCAGAUAAACCUACUACUACACCGAGAAAGGGCUUCAUAGGAAAAGGAAAAGACAUUACUACUAAACACGAUGAAGUGGUAUGUGGCAGAAAGAACACUGCUCGCAUGGAAAAUUUUGCACCUGAAUUCCAAGUUGGGGAUGGAAUUGGAAUGGACUUAAAGCUGUCAAAUCAGGUCUUCAAUGCCUUAAAGCAGCAUGCAUACUCUGAGGAACGUCGAAGUGCAAGGCUCCAUGAAAAGAAGGAGCACUCCACUGCUGAGAAAGCAGUGGAUCCUAAAACACGUUUACUUCUGUACAAGAUGGUCAACGGUGGGAUGCUGGAGACCAUCACAGGCUGCAUCAGCACAGGAAAAGAAUCUGUUGUUUUUCAUGCAUAUGGAGGACAUGCAACUGAAGAUAAAGUUAUACCUCCAGAAUGUGCCAUCAAAGUAUUUAAAACAACUCUUAAUGAAUUCAAGAACCGUGACAAAUAUAUUAAGGAUGACUACAGAUUUAAAGACCGCUUCAGUAAAUUGAAUCCACGAAAGAUUAUUCGUAUGUGGGCCGAGAAAGAAAUGCAUAACUUAACAAGAAUGCAAGAUGCAGGAAUUCCUUGUCCUCAAGUGGUUAUCCUUAAGAAACACGUCUUGGUUAUGUCUUUCAUUGGCCAGGAUCAAGUCCCAGCUCCUAAACUAAAGGAUGUAACACUUAGUAGUGAAGAUAUGAAAAAGGCCUACUAUCAGAUUCUUAAUAUGAUGCAGCAGUUGUAUAAGGAGUGCAACCUGGUCCAUGCAGAUCUGAGUGAAUACAACAUGCUUUGGCAUGAUGGGAAGGUCUGGCUUAUUGAUGUCAGUCAGUCUGUGGAGCCAACCCAUCCUCAUGGACUUGAGUUUUUGUUCAGAGACUGUAGGAAUGUUUCACAGUUCUUCCAGAAAGGAGGUGUGGCAGAAGCACUUAAUGAGCGUGAACUCUUCAAUGCUGUCUCAGGUUUAAAUAUUACAGCUGACAAUGAAGUAGACUUCCAAGCAGAGAUUGAAGCUUUAGAGAAGAUGAAUGAAGAUCAUGUGCAGAAUCAUGGAAAGAAACUGUCAAUGUUUUCAAGCGAUGGAGACCCACCUAUAUAUGAUGAAUAGCACUAAUGAGCUGCUAAUGAAACAAAACACAAAUUUACUGCUUCUAACUAUGUUGGUGCAGUGGUAGAUGUCAACUACCAAUGUCAAGAGGGAGUGGUUGACGGGAAAUACCAAAAUGGAAAACGCAGCGAGCAUACGGUGAUGCCUCAGUGUUUUGUUUUUUGUUUUGAUUUGUUUUUUUAACUUAGCCCACACAUCAGACUGGCACUGUAAGAAUGGACUGUCGCUAUGUCUU
Molecule: messenger RNA, 1711 nt
Organism: Pterocles gutturalis (yellow-throated sandgrouse)
Lineage: Eukaryota; Metazoa; Chordata; Aves; Pterocliformes; Pteroclidae
Gene: RIOK3
Product: RIO kinase 3
Exons: 12
Coding region: 49-1476 (475 amino acids)
Biological process (GO): maturation of SSU-rRNA; protein phosphorylation
Cellular component (GO): preribosome, small subunit precursor; cytosol
Molecular function (GO): protein serine/threonine kinase activity; ATP binding
Source: RefSeq, a predicted model, not a curated record